AUGAUGAUAUCUGAUGAUAUCAUACCAUAUUUAAUUAAAAGUAAAUUUGUGUUAAAAGGGCUUGCUAAUGAUUAUGGAAGCAUUUACAUCGUGCCAAAAUAUUAUGGAAUCCGGUUGACAUUACAAUGUGGUACCGGUUGUUCCGCUAGAAAGUAUUGGUCAUUAAUAUGUAGUACCGAUCACCCGAAUCGAUUUCAAGUUUACAAAGAUUUUUCUGGAGCUGAACAAGUUUAUUAA
Saccharomycopsis crataegensis is the source of this 237-nucleotide messenger RNA. RefSeq lists its product as uncharacterized. NCBI's taxonomy places the organism in Eukaryota, Fungi, Ascomycota, Saccharomycetes, Ascoideales, Saccharomycopsidaceae. The transcript has a single exon. The coding region runs from base 1 to 237 and encodes 78 amino acids. The record is from RefSeq and is a predicted model, not a curated record.